Phragmites australis (common reed) is the source of this 1381-nucleotide messenger RNA. RefSeq lists its product as uncharacterized. The record is from RefSeq and is a predicted model, not a curated record. The coding region runs from base 9 to 1256 and encodes 415 amino acids. The transcript has 4 exons. Lineage: Eukaryota; Viridiplantae; Streptophyta; Magnoliopsida; Poales; Poaceae. Gene Ontology annotation, cellular component: chloroplast.
UCGGAUAAAUGGUAGUCCGGAAUUUGCCCCUUCACCAGUCCGCUCCGGUCCGGUCGGAGUUCCUAGUCCACGGCGGCACACGUCACUGCUUCCUCUCCACUCCCACGGUCCCACCACGCGCCCGCCUCCUCCACCACCAAACUUCCACCGCCAUGCCUCCCGCCGCCGCCGCCGCCGCCUUCCUCUCCCCCGCCGUCGCGGUCUCCAGCCGCGCUCUUCCGCUCCGGCGAGCGGGGCACCUCGCCGUCCGCGCCGUCGCCUCCCCUCCCGCCUCCAAGCCCGCCCCUGCGCCCUCCAAGACUGGAAAGUGGCAGUGGAAAUUUGAGGAUAAGCUGGUAAACAUCUAUUAUGAGGAACAUGAGCAGGAGAAUGAGCAGGAGACUGCUGAGAAUGUGAAGAACAUCCUCAUGAUCCCUACGAUCUCUGAUGUUAGCACGGUGGAGGAAUGGAGGGUGGUCGCCAAAGAUAUUGUUGGGCGAAAAGGAGAACUAGGAUACCGUGCUACUAUUGUUGAUUGGCCUGGUCUUGGUUAUUCGGAUAGGCCAUCACUGAAUUACAAUGCUGAUGUGAUGGAGAAUUUUCUUGUUCAGCUAAUGAAUUCACCAAAUAGUCCAGUGGCAAAUGCAGAUGGUGAACUGGUAAUUGUUGGAGGUGGUCAUGCAGCAACAAUAGCAGUCCGUGCAGCUGGUAAGAACCUUAUCAGUCCAUGUGCCGUUGCUGCUGUUGCACCUACUUGGGCUGGACCCCUUCCCAUUGUAUUCGGCCGAGAUUCUGAUAUGGAAACAAGGUAUGGGCUUCUACGAGGAACCCUCAGGGCUCCAGCCAUUGGCUGGAUGAUGUACAACGUUCUGGUGAGCAACGAAAAGUCUAUCCAGUCUCAGUACAAGUCCCAUGUCUAUGCCAACCCUGAGAAUGUGACGCCAGAUAUCAUCGAGAGCCGAUAUGAGUUAACCAAAAGAAAAGGUGCACGGUUUGUCCCUGCUGCGUUCCUGACAGGCCUUCUCGAUCCUGUUCAAUCGAGGGAAGAAUUCCUGCAGUUGUUUGCCAAGUUGGAUGGGGAUGUACCAGUACUGAUUGUGUCAACGCUUAAUGCUCCCAAGAGGUCGAAGGCCGAGAUGGAGGCUCUCAAGGGCGCUAAAGGCGUGACGAAAUUUGUGGAGGCUCCAGGCGCUCUUCUGCCGCAGGAAGAGUACCCCUUGGCAGUUGCUGAGGAAAUCUACAGCUUCCUACAGGAAUCAUUCUCAGCAAGAAGAUGAACGCGUGUGCACGCACAAUUACGCCAGAGUCAGAUUCGAGUCCCACACUUUGAGUGUAAAUUCAUGAACCUGCCAUACUGUAAUCAAGCUUUCAGCAACAAUAAAGCCGCACCAGUUCCCUGGUA